Messenger RNA from Cuculus canorus (common cuckoo), 4039 nucleotides. RefSeq names its product establishment of sister chromatid cohesion N-acetyltransferase 1 (gene ESCO1). Gene Ontology annotation, molecular function: protein-lysine-acetyltransferase activity. NCBI's taxonomy places the organism in Eukaryota, Metazoa, Chordata, Aves, Cuculiformes, Cuculidae. The transcript is spliced from 12 exons. Gene Ontology annotation, biological process: mitotic sister chromatid cohesion. Gene Ontology annotation, cellular component: nucleus; chromatin. The record is from RefSeq and is a predicted model, not a curated record. Bases 263 to 2812 code for a protein of 849 amino acids.
CUCGCCCUCCCGCUUCCCCUCCCCUCACCCAAUCGCGUCGCGCCCGCCUACGCCCCGCCUUCUCUCUCUCUCCACCUCCCGCACCCCCCCAGCGCGCAGCUGGCGAGCCGGGCGAGGAGGGGCGGCUCGCGCUGCCGGCGCUGACACCCGCGCGAGGUGGCAUGAAACGUCCUGUUCGUAACCAUAUACAUAAGGAAUGCCCUUGGAACACCCUGAUAAGUUGCUUUGGCCUGAACAUCGAUUGCUUCUUUUAAAAACCUAAAUGGCAGCUCAGAAAAGGAAGUCUGUGUUAGUAGAGCCUUCUGCUAAACGUCCAAAGCUGGACAAGAACAGCAAACUGUCAUCGUCAAAGAAGGAAAAAGAGGUGUCAGAUGCAAAACAUGUCUCAAAUAAAUCAAAGCCUAAUCAGUGUGCAGUGCAAGAAAAAACUGUACUCAAAACCUCUGUCAAAUCAAACAGUGACAGCACCAAUGAACCUGAACUAGGAACACGCAUGACUACAAGAUCAUCAGCGUUAAACUUGAAUAAUAAAUCCACAUCUAACAGAAAUGUCCAACAGCAGUCUAAAUCUACAAAAAAUAAGGAGGUAUGCCAGAAAAAAUCCGUGCAAGAAAUUCCUAAGUCAAAAUGCAUAGUUGCAGCAAAUGAGCCAGCAACUAGGAGAUCACAGAGGCUGCAGCAGUUGACACAAGUACCUGUACCAGCAAGAUCCCUGCGCAGUAGAGAUGUUAAAGAAGAAAAAGCUUUGGAAGUUAAACAAAGCAGCCAGGCAAAAAAGCAUGCUCAUAGUGUUGCACCAAAAGUAGUUAAAUCUACUGGAGAGAAAACUGAACAGAAAACCACAAAAACAAAGCCAAACAGUACAAAUAAGGAUAAAGAGAUACAUGUAGAAGUGACCAGCUCUCUGAAAGAGAAAAAAAACCCAACAGACAAUAAAAAUGGUAAUUCCAACAACCUUCAAGGGUCAUCAUUAUGUCCUGGUGAGAAUCUUGAGGAAGUUAGGAAAGACCAAACAGGCCCUGAAGCUUCUAUUUCUAGCAACACAAAGAAAGUGGAAACAGAUUCUCUUAAGCCAAGUUCUAAGACAGUAACUAAGGAAAAGCAACAAGCACAUCAGAAUGUGAAAAGCAGUAAAAAACCAAAAAAGAUUUCACAGCCAUCUGUAAGUGAAGGAAAUGCAGCUGAUCAGCCAGAGAAUGAUGCGAAAUCCAAAAGGGUGAGCAUCCUUGAACUUUGUGAAGAAAUCGCAGGUGAGAUCGAGUCAGAUACAGUAGAGGUGAAGAAAGAUUCCCCUGUCGCUGAGUGUAGAAAACCAGAAGAAAAGCAUGCCGAAACAGAGCUUCAACAAAGUGAAAUGCUUACUCAGAAAGAGACUGGUCAAAGUACUCAAUGCAAACGUUUUUUCCCUAGCAAAAAAGGAAUGCCUGUCAAAUGCACUCUGAAUGGUAGAAAUAACUCCUGUAACAAAAACUCUAAAUGGACUAAAAUUAAAUUACUGAAGGCUAGUAAUGUGAAGCAAAGUAACUUAAAUUCUGCAAAUGCCCCCAAGCUUUCUUUGUUAAAAGAUUACCCUGAACUUUCAGAGGCAAGUCAAGGAGCUACAGAGGCAGAGCUUUCAAAGGCACAAGGCAAGCUGCCGCUAACAGGACUCUCUGAGAAUGAAAGUGCAAGUUGUGUGCAGGAGAAACCAGAUCCUUCAUCUGAGAGAGCUGGAGCUAAAGAAGUGACAUUAGAAAUAAAACAGCCCACAAAGAGAGGUGCAGAAAAUGGUUUGUUACGUAAUUUGACAAAACAUUUAUGUGAGCCAAGACCAGAUGAGAGCUUUCGAUUACAGCUGGAAUCAAGUCCAGAAAGUUCUCCAGUAAAGAGUGUUACAGCUCCUAAACCACCAAAACAAUUGAAAAAAGAACCAGGAGAAACUGAACCUCAAGGCUUGGCUCCCAAGCAGUUGACGCAUACUUCAUUAACGAAUGAAACUUCCGAAACUGAGAACAGGGUUCCAUUGCCAAAUCCUUCAUUAGCAUCAAAAUGCAGUAACUUCCUACCAUCUGAAGAACACAUUCAGAAGCUAAAAGAAGCAGGAAAGGAUGGCGAUAAGCAGCUGAUCAUAGAUGCAGGGCAGAAGAGAUUUGGUGCCAUUUCCUGUAAUAUUUGUGGAAUGCUUUACACUGCAUCAAAUCCAGAGGAUGAAACCCAACAUCUCCUAUUUCAUAACCAGUUCAUAAGUGCUGUGAGAUAUGUGGGUUGGAAAAAGGAGCGGAUUUUGGCCGAAUAUCCUGAUGGAAAGAUAAUAAUGGUUCUUCCUGAUGACCCAAAGUAUGCACUUAAAAAGGUUGAAGAAAUUAGAGAAAUGGUAGACAAUGACUUGGGAUUUCAGCAAGCUCCGCUCAUGUGUUACUCUAGAACUAAAACUCUUCUUUUUAUUUCUAACGACAAGAAAGUUAUUGGCUGUUUAAUUGCAGAACAUAUCCAGUGGGGCUACAGAGUCAUAGAAGAGAAGGUUCCAGAAAUCAGUUCAGAAAAUGAGAAAGUAAUAUUUGAAAGACAGAAAGCAUGGUGCUGCUCAACUUCUCCAGAACCUGCUAUUUGUGGGAUUAGUCGAAUAUGGGUAUUCAGCAUGAUGCGUCGAAAGAAGAUCGCUUCUCGGAUGAUAGAGUGUCUUAGGAGCAACUUCAUCUACGGCUCAUACUUGAGUAAAGAAGAAAUAGCUUUCUCUGACCCUACUCCUGAUGGAAAACUCUUUGCAACACAGUACUGUGGCACUGGCCAGUUCCUGGUAUACAACUUCCUCAACGGGCAGCACCAGACUUAACUGUUCCUGAAGGAAUUCCAUUUUUAUUGGGAGACUUCUGCCAAAGCACACUGAGUGGGUGCAGACCUUCAGCAGAAGCCAGGGCCAUUUUUAUUACGGUGAACUCAGGACUGGUAACAACCGAGAGGUUGUACUAUUUUAUUAAAAUUGUAAACAAUGCAGUAAUAGGCUAACUCUGUUUUUUCUAAAAGAAAGAUAUUUUAUUAACUUUUACAGAAGUUUGAUUGUAUUUUAUCUAGUUAGUCAUGUUUACAUGCAGCAGAAAAUUGUUCAUAGUGGACUGUAAACUAAUGCAAAGACUCGCAGAUGAGUACGUGCUGAAGUUCUUAAUGAGGUGAUAUACCAGUGCCGCUUGGUACGGUGACGCUGGUCCUGGCUGCUGCUCCGAGCAGCUGGGAGAGGCCUUUAAUGGUUGCUCACUGAAUAGAGCCCAAGGCUGAGCUCAGUUGCAUCAAGGAACGAUGUGUUACAGUGCAGUUGUCGUGGGCACUCGCCCUCACAGACUGUACGGUGGCUUUGGGGGCGUGUUCUGGGUGCCAUUGAGUGUGAGGGAGCCUACUGGAUGUCAGCAGUGUUAGAAACUUUUCUAUCCCACUUCCUCCUCACCUGGAUCAGCUGUAGAGUCUAAGGUGGAAUGAAAGCCCCAAGGACUCGUGUGCUCCUCAUUCUUUCUGCAGUACUGAGUAUGCACCUUUGUUAACGACUUCACUUUGAUACUUGUCACUCCUGCAUAAAUCUCUCCUCUUUUAAAGGGUUUGUAUGUUGAAAAACUGCUGUGGCCUUUCUUGCUCUGUACAUAAUGUAGAUAGGUUAAAAAUAAAAUACUUGAUAGCUUUUUUAAAGUUACCCUGUAUGGACAGAAGCCUGAAUGAAUCCUUAGUGCAUUUUGUACUUCUGUGUGUGAAACAUCACUGCCAUGGCCAAGGGCAGCGUGUGUUUUGAAGCAGUCCCCAGAGAAUGCAGUUGCUGCAUUUGUGCCUGCCUGGGACCACAACUCCCUAUGUGGCAAUACAUUGGCAUUGGUUCCCCAAUAGCUCCGGAUUGGUACCAUCCCGCUCUAGGGUUUACAUAAGGUGAGAGGCGGUAUUUUCAGCCCUGUAUAAUGGCUUAACACUCUAAUAUAAGAUGGGGAAGAUUAAUUAAUCCUAAGAGUUUGCUUUAAUUCAGGACCAUACAUGCAGUUAGGAUACGCUCUUUUCUGUUGUGCUGCCCUUAACCUUGGUCUCG